Messenger RNA from Paraglomus brasilianum, 936 nucleotides. Lineage: Eukaryota; Fungi; Glomeromycota; Glomeromycetes; Paraglomerales; Paraglomeraceae. The record is from the annotation of a GenBank genome assembly.
AUGGCACAAUUCGGAGACUUUAAUAGAAUCUGCAAGACUGUCGCAUUAACGGUAUGUCCGCUUGUUGGGACUUCGUUGGGUCUAGAACCGGCAUGUUAUUCAAGGAGUAUUGAACUCCAAGGAACCUUGAUUUUUCAACCAGCAACGAUUAUCAUCCAUGUUGUGGCAUUGUUGAUGACGACACUUAUGAUAUAUCAUAUCAGGUCAAAGUACACUGCCGUUGGUCGUAGGGAGAUGGUCAUGUUCUUUUACUUGUAUAUGCUACUAACAGUAGUUGAGAUGCUACUUGUCUCUGGAAUCGUCCCACUUGCAUCAAAUGCAUACAUAUACUUGACUGGAAUUCAUACCGGCUUGAUUACAUCAGCUGUCUGGUGUUUGCUUCUCAAUGGAUUCAUUGGAUAUCAAUUUUUCGAGGAUGGAACCGCAACAUCACUCUGGAUAAUCCGCCUCUCUUCCUUGUUUGUAUUCAUCUGUGUCACUGGCUUGUCUGUUGCCACAUUCCGAGGCAUAGGACCAUUCAACCCCUUGCAUCCGGCUCUGCUCUGGAUUGUGCUAUACGUAUUCAACGGUGGUGCAAUUGCAUUAUACAUUUGUCUUCAGAUAUUUUUGGUUCUCAAUACUCUUGAUGAUCGCUGGCCACUUGGUGAUAUCGCGUUUGGAGCUGCAUUCUAUUCAGUCGGUCAGGCGUCUCUAUAUGCAUUCUCUGUUAAAAUAUGUGAUCAUGCUAAGCAUUACAUAGAUGGCCUGUUUUUCGGAACCAUUGGAACUCUUUUGGCAGUGAUGAUGGUAUACAAAUACUGGGAUUCUAUUACAAAGGAGGACUUGGAAUUCAGCGUUGGGAACAAACAGCAUGUCUGGGAAGUGAGAGACGUUGAAGAAGAGUAUCCUAGACAGGACGGACGUGGUGACUACAACAAUGGAUAUCAAGAAUAUUAA